UGAAAAUCAACUUCAGUUUUCAGUUAGUUGAAUCGUGUGCUUCGCAGUUUAAACUUAGCGGUUGAUCCGUUCGCGGUUUUACUACAGGUUUUGCUGCUUGACAUCCCCAUUCUGCGUGUUUGUGAUAAAUACUUUAUCUAAUUUGCAGUUUUUAUUAACGCGAAAGUAUAUACGGUCAAUAAUUGUUUAAAUAAUGUGCUGAGAAUAGCGGACAAUUUAACGAGGUUGUUUCUACUCGCUUCUGUAGUCCAUAGUGCAAAUAGUUACUGGUUUUUGUCACCGGUUCUCUAGAAGAUGAAACUACUCAACAUCAUGCCGACCAAGCCGAAAAACAAGGCCAAGAAUACGCACAAUUCGAAGGAAUCCCUUGACAUAGAAGUGGGUUCGAUUCACGAAGAACUGGAAGUACCCGUGGCUUCCGAGUUGGUCUUCCGCAAAAUCUGGAAAAUCAAACGGUUUCACCAUACAAUUAAGAAACGGGAUCUGCUUGAUAGCCCGGAAUUUCGGUGCUCAGUCAAUGGCAUGACUACAUUUUGGAAUAUUUCCGUACGAUUUUGGAAAGGUGCAAAUGGCAAGAAAGUAACCAACCCUUUAGUUAUCUGCUUGAAUCUAACUGGAUCCGAAACGGAAGAAACUGGACAGGCGAGAGUCCGGUUCCAGUUUGGUGUCUGGAACGCGCAUAUUAAGCAUUGGGAAUGCUGCCCUAUUUCCAGUGUGGUUCUCAACUUGCAAAACACCAAAGAGCUCUUAUCCGUCGGUUACAAGAGCUUAGGAGUUAUGGAAAGGCACAUAGAUCCAGACAAAGACGUGAAAAUAAUGGUGAAAAUCCAAAUCAUCCAAAGCGACGAAGAGGUGCACAGCCUGUCGCAAGACAUGGCGCGACUGAUGGUGAAUGAAGAGAGCAAAGACACACUCAUCGAGUGCUACUGUGAUUCAGAAAACAAGGACUGCGAAAAAACGCCCUUGAUAGUGCAUAGCUGGAUAAUCCGGACAAGGAGCGACAAGUUAGCCACAAGAAUGGAAGAGCAGAGUGAUGGUAAAAAUAAGGGCAUGAAAUAUCUCCUGUGUCUCCCAGAAUAUUCUUACGGUGUGGUGAAUGAACUUGUCCGGUAUAUUUACACGGACAAGGUGGACUGUGCCGAUAAAUACGCUGCUAAACUCCUGCCAAUUAGCAUCGUUUAUCACCUGCAAGGUCUGAAGGGCCUUUGCGAAAGGCAUUUGAUAGAAAGUCUGACGCCCGCCAAUGUGGCAAACAUUCUUUUACUAGCCGACCAAUGCCGAUGUGAAAAUCUCAGAAAAGCCGCGUUACACUAUUGCGAAGGUUCUGAUGAAAUAAAAGGAAACGUUCACAUGGCUGGCAAAACACUGGCGUGGAGAGUGAUGGAAAUGGUUAAUCCUGAUCUUUUCAUGGAAGCUUGCGAAAGUAUAGGAAGCUCAUCUAGCAAUUUAGACAGCCCGGGAACCCCAGGAGGGUCCUGGAGUGAUUAAGCUGAAAACCCGUAUUAUUAGUCUUAAGGUUCCAGUAAAGUACAAAUAUUUUUUUUAUUUCAAUACCAGUUAAGUUACUUGACAGAUUAUAUUGAACUCACUGAAAUGUUCACAUGGCCGAAUCUCUCUUGGGGUCACUUGUGUCUACCUCACAUCAGGAAUGCCAGAAUCAUAGAGAAAAUUUUAAACUGUAAACCAACUUAGGAAAUCCCUAGUUGCUAACCGUUGUCGUAAGCGUAGUGUAUUUUUGACUCGAUAAAUGUUAUGUUUAUGCAACGUA
Dendroctonus ponderosae (mountain pine beetle) is the source of this 1768-nucleotide messenger RNA. Its product is annotated as speckle-type POZ protein-like. Gene Ontology annotation, biological process: regulation of proteolysis; proteasome-mediated ubiquitin-dependent protein catabolic process. Gene Ontology annotation, cellular component: cytoplasm; nucleus. The record is from RefSeq and is a predicted model, not a curated record. The transcript has 8 exons. Lineage: Eukaryota; Metazoa; Arthropoda; Insecta; Coleoptera; Curculionidae. The coding region runs from base 295 to 1488 and encodes 397 amino acids. Gene Ontology annotation, molecular function: ubiquitin protein ligase binding.